GUCGCUGAGUACGUCCGCCGCGACGACGGCGUGGGACCCUGCGGCGUCCCGCAGUACAACUACGACAUGUGUCAGGACCAGCUCGUUGGGGUUACGGUGAACAGCACUAUUCCCGUUUUUGGCCAAGCUCAAUUCGACUACCUGCCCCCGGCUUGCAUGGAUCUUGCCGGCUUCAUCGUCGGUUCCUGCAAUGCGCCCGAUGGCCCGAUUCCGGUUCCUUGCGGCUCGGCUUGCAUGCUUUAUAUGGACAUGACUAGUGACCACUACACGAAGCUCGCUCUGGCACUU
This is a messenger RNA of Pseudomassariella vexata, 288 nucleotides long. RefSeq lists its product as uncharacterized. The transcript has 2 exons. Lineage: Eukaryota; Fungi; Ascomycota; Sordariomycetes; Amphisphaeriales; Pseudomassariaceae. The annotation marks the transcript as partial. The record is from RefSeq and is a predicted model, not a curated record.